AGAAUCAAUGGAUUGGAUCUAGAAUUCUCCCCUCACAAGGGAGUUUGUUCAGACGACUGACUACUAGGUGAUGACUACUAGCUCUCAUAGCCUCAGGAAUUUAGAUUCCAAGAAGAAUUUAUUCAGGCAAAGCCUGCAGAAUUUGGCUCAGAAAAAGUUUUCCAAGUUUCCAUCAUACCCUUCCAACAGUUGGGUCUCAAGGUUACCCUUUUCCAUCGACAAUGAAAACAUCUGGUUCGUUUCUCAGCUGGUCUGCCCCGUUGUUCUGCGAAAUAGAAUGAGAGGGGAGGAGCUGCGACUGUGCAGGUGCAGCAGUCACUCCAUCCCCCACGUGACUGACCUGGAGUUUGAUAUUCUGAUCAGCAAUCAGCUCUCUUCCCCAGAGCAGAUCACAGUCGUCUGCGUGUACGACUUUUCCUCGGCUGAGGGCGGGGCGCUGAAGGAGAUAGAAGAGUUAUAUGCGCGCAAAAACAGAACGCGGAACAUGCCCUGUCUCCAGGGCCGCCUGGAUUCCUUCCGCUUGCUCAAGUACAAUAUCAGCACUUCAGAUGAAUUCACUGAUCAUGCUGGUUCUCUCUUGGUCUUCAGGCACAAUGUGGCCCCAGGCAUGUUCUUGAUGUACAUCCAGGGAAAGCUGUUGUUUGCCAACUACGUGUUAAAUGGGUACAGCACCUCGGCUAAAGACCUCCAGAAGCAAAUUGUGAAGACCAGAAAUGAUUACCACUUGGGUUACCAUCUACCUAAUGAUUUUAGAGUUAGGAAUCAAAAUCAAAACUGGACCAUUAAAGGGAACUGGCGCAGAUAAACAACCCAGCCUGCCAGAAGAAUAACUGGGACAUCCAAGCCUCCCCUUUGAAGAAUAUGAUUUCUGAUUUAGAAAGAAAAUGCUCUGGGUAAAACUGUUAACUCUCAUCACACAUGUUUGAAUGGUCUAGUUUUAAUCACAGCAAGAGGUUCUCCCAAUAGAAAUCAAAACAUUAUGGAAGGUCAUGAAAUCAAUAAUAGUCUUUCCAUACAUUAAGAUUUCUCCUAUGAGAAAUUCAAUGAUUAAACAACCUGGAAUAGUCAGAAUUCACAAAGUAACAUUUUUAGAACGUAAGGAGACAAAAUAAAUGUUUCAGAAACUUGUGCUCUAAACUUUGCUGUCUGUCCUCU
Monodelphis domestica (gray short-tailed opossum) is the source of this 1155-nucleotide messenger RNA. RefSeq lists its product as uncharacterized. NCBI's taxonomy places the organism in Eukaryota, Metazoa, Chordata, Mammalia, Didelphimorphia, Didelphidae. The record is from RefSeq and is a predicted model, not a curated record.